AUGGCGCUGGCAGGCGUGCUGGCCGUGGUGGGCGCGCUGGGCCUGACCGGCGUUGCGCCGCCCACUGCUGAUACCUUGGCAGUGUGCGAUUACCUCUACCACACCUAUCCACAGUAUAUGGCCUACGAUCCCCUGGGCACCAACGCUCUCCGGACCGUCCACAAUGCGGAUCUCUGGACUCAGACAAACACCGUCUACUGGAACAACCAGAACUCGUAUGCUUUCCGCUCUGCUUGCACCUUUUUUCCCGCCAAUGCGGAGCAGGUCUCUGAUGUUGUGGUGCAAUUGAACCGCUACCCAUCGGUCCAGUUCGCCAUCAAAGGCGGUGGACACCAGCCGGCACCGGGCUUUAGCUCGACCAACGGCGGAGUUUUGCUGGCUUUUGAGGUCAAUCUGGGCUCUGCAACGCGAACCGCGGAUGGGAAUCACUUUAUUGUUGAACCUGGCGGCCGCUGGGGUGAUAUCUAUAAAAUCACCGGCGAGACCAACCAGAUUGUGGUCGGGGGGCGACUGGCGCAUAUUGGAACGGGCGGGUUUGUUCUCGGAGGAGGUCUCUCCUACUACUCUGCUCAAUAUGGCUUGUCGUGUGACAAUGUCGACCAAUGGGAAGUGGUACUCGCGGACGGCACUGCUGUGAACGCCUCAAGGACCGAGAAUCCCGAGCUCUGGUGGGCACUCCGGGGAGGAGGCAACCAGUUCGGCAUCGUCACUCGAAUGUGGAUGCAAGCUCAUCCCGAAGGUAUCAAUGGACAAGUCUGGGGCGGCCUUCGCGCCUACACCCCAGACAAACGACACGCCCUCUUCCGCGCCAUCACCAGAUUCAUCGCCUCCUACCCCGACGCCAAAGCAGCCGUCAUUCCCGUCUUCCAAUUCGGCCUACCUCUCAAUCUCCUCAACGUCGUCACCGGACCCCUCCUAUUCAUGUUCUACGACGGCCCCCAACCACCACCAGGCAUCUUUGACGAAUUCGACGCCAUCACCCCUCUUCUCGACGACACCCGCACCCAACGCUACGCCAGCCUCUCCGAAACCGCCGGCGGCGCAGCUCUCAUCGGAUUCGGCAACUCCUUCCGCGAACAAACCUAUCCCAACCUCCCAGAAUCCCAAAUGGUCGAUUUCUUCAGCGCAUACUACGACGCAACUUACAAUUCCACUUUUAUCGACGGUCUCGAAUCCGGCCUCGACAUCCAAAUCACCGGCUUCGACCCGCAACCCGUCUCCGUCCGCAUCGCACAAGCUUCGCAAGCUCAAGGCGGUAAUGCCUUGGGUUUAAACCCGGCUCACGGCGAUCGCAUCUGGAUGGAAAAUAAUUUCUUGUGGACCAAUCCGACUUGUCAGGAUCGUUGUCCGGAGUAUUCCAAGGAGAUUUCGGAGCGCAUGUUGGAGUUGCAGCGAGAGCAGUAUGGGGAGAUUUUACCUACGAAUUAUGAUUACGAGUCUUUGGGGGGUGGUGAUGAUGUGAGGUGGACGAAUUAUAAUCCGUUGUUUAUGAAUGAUGCCGCGCCGGAUCAGGAUGUGUAUUCGAGUUAUGGAGAGGUGAAUUUGGAGAGGUUGCGGGCUGCGAAGGAGAGGUAUGAUCCUAUGGGGUUUUUUACGACGAGGCAGGGGGGGUUCAAGUUGCCUGGUUAA
Molecule: messenger RNA, 1629 nt
Organism: Sphaerulina musiva SO2202
Lineage: Eukaryota; Fungi; Ascomycota; Dothideomycetes; Mycosphaerellales; Mycosphaerellaceae
Product: FAD-binding domain-containing protein
Exons: 2
Coding region: 1-1629 (542 amino acids)
Molecular function (GO): FAD binding; oxidoreductase activity
Source: RefSeq, a predicted model, not a curated record